GGUGGGAGCGGACCAGCUCAGCCUGAUUUACGGCUCUGCUGAAAACCGCUUCGCACCCGCAGCAGUAGAAGCGUCGCGGCGGCAGCGGCAGCAGCAGCUGCAGGUGCAGCAACAAGUCGGGACUUUGAGAGUAAUGCAACAGAAGGCUUUUGAGGAAAGCAGAUACCCCUGGCAGGAGUCCUUUGAGAAUGUCGCUGUGUGCCUGCCAUUCCGCUGCCCGAGGUGUGGGGACCAUACCAGAUUUAGAAGCCUGUCCUCAUUGAGGGCCCAUCUGGAAUUCAGUCACAGCUACCAGGAAAGAACCCUCUUGACAAAAUGCAGCCUCUUUCCGUCCCUCAAAGACACACACCUAGUCACUUCCUCAGAACCCCUGAAACAGGGAAAAUUGCAGAGCUGUGGCAACACAGUGAAGCAGAAACCGAGCUAUGUUAACUUGUGUAGCAUUUCGCAUGAACACUGCAAGGACAGGAAGCCAUUUGAGGUGGUGGCAGAGAGGCCUGUGUCCUAUGUGCAGACCUACACUACGGUAGACCUACGUGCAGACUCGCUGGAUGGCCCGAGGUCCAGUCCUGGCCUUCCCACCUCAGACACCAAAGCAGCUUUCGAGGCACAUGUCAGAGAAAAAUUCAAUCAGAUGGUCGAGGCCGUGGACAGGACCAUUGAGAAGAGAAUCGAUAAACUCACCAAAGAGCUGGCCCAGAAAACGGCUGAACUGUUGGAAGUUCGGGCAGCUUUUGUGCAGCUGACUCAGAAAAAGCAGGAAGUGCAGAGGCGAGAGCGGGCCCUGAAUAGACAGGUGGAUGUGGCCGUGGAGAUGAUCGCAGCGCUGAGGCAACGCCUGACGGAAUCCGAAGAGGAGCUUCUCAGGAAAGAAGAAGAAGUGGUUACAUUCAACCAUUUCCUGGAAGCAGCCGCUGAGAAGGAGGUUCAAGGGAAAGCUCGGCUCCAGGACUUUAUUGAGAACCUGCUGCACCGGGUAGAACUGGCGGAAAAGCAGUUGGAGUACUAUCACAGCCAGCAGGCCGCUGGCCUCCGCCGGGACAUCAGUGAGCACGUGCUUACAGAUAUCUCCUCAAAUAGGAAAUCCAAAUGCCUAAGCCGAGGGCACCCACAUUCUGUGUGUAACCACCCUGAUCUCAAGACCCAUUUCCAUCCAAAGGGAAGGAGCUACCUGAAAAAAGCCAAGGAUGACAGAGCCAGCAUGCAGCCUGCCAAGUCCAUGUACGAACAGGCUGAGUCCGCAAGAGAACUCUGCAGACCAGCAAAGAAAGGGGAGCCUCUAGGAUUUACCCGGAAGGGCAACAUGAGGCCCAAAAUGGCCAAAAAAAAGCCAACAGCGAUUGUGAACAUCAUCUAAAAGGGUGGGUGGCUCUGGACAACCACCACUGGGCUUUGGGAAUGUUGUUCUAGGGGUUAGUAAUGUUCUUUUAGACACAAGCCAUCAUAAAGCACAUUUCAUGUCCAUAUAGGCACCUGGAUUAACCAGAAUUUAACAAAUGGAAAUCUCGGUGAACCAGAAUUUUUUACAAGUCCCUUCUGGAAGCAAGAGGCAAAUUACAGAAAGAAUUUUUUUAAAAUGCAAGCAGUCUUAUUCCAAACUUUUAGUAAAAUGAAGCUCCAACUUCUAAGAUGAUUAGCCCGUCUCCAGCCAUUUCCACAUCUGGAGUUCUGUGCAGUGGUUAAUUCUCAGGCCCAAGGCCAAAGAAGAUGUCAGGCACUGGAAAAAAACUCAACCGGUGCCCCCUGCUCUCUGAAUUGUGAGGCAAGGAAUGGGAAUGUAAAGUUCUGUUAAUAAUAGUGGAAUAAACAUAUUUUUGUUUGUUUUUAACCUUACCCUCAAUUAAUUUGGGAGCUUCCAAAAUAAGGCUGUUUCCCUGAGUAUUCUGAUUAAUCAAGAUUUCAGUGUUUGGGUUGCUUCAAGGACUCGUUCUGUCAGACUUCAGUUGUCAUUUCGACAGACUGUUUUCUAGUUUGUUUCAUUUAGGUUUUUGUUUCCCUGUAUGCAUGUUUAUUCUUAUUUUGAUGCACCUCUGCUCUCUUCUUUGGCUGAGUAUUCUGCACCCUAAGACCAAGCUGCCAGCCUCUUAUCUUAAUAGCUGCUUCUACUGCUAUGGUUGGGGAGGAUAGUAGAACACUUUUGAUCGGCACCCAUCACCAGUUCAGGGUCUGAAUGGUUGGAUGCCAGUGGCUUGCACGUUUAGUGCAUUGUGAGCCAUCCCGGAGACACCACAGAUGUUACUCAGCCCUUUCCUAAAACCUGCUUCCCAGAGGGUGUCAGCAUCCUCUCUGUUAGCUGUAGACAUGACUUUCUCCUUGCUAGCCUAACUUUUUCCACCUCCUGCUGCUUCUGUGCCCUUUUAUGACUAAAAUACAUGUUCUUACCUUUCAACAAAGUAUCUGAUGUAUUUGUUGUAUACGGCCUUCUAAAGUAAUUUCUGAAAUAAACAGUGCAUGUGGGAUCCAGAAUCUGAGAUUGUCCUCCCCUCCCUGCCUCCCUAAAAUGGCCUUGGUUUCCAUAAAGAACCAUCUGUUACAAACCUCCUGCUUUACAAUUUUCCUCAAGAAUGAAUUUCCGUGUUACUUUUUUUUUUUUAAUUAGCAAUAUCAUCAGGUCUCCUGCAGAGUUUACAGUGAUGACAUUCUUUUGGAAAUAAGAACAAUUAUGUCCACAAAUAUAUACAUUUAUUUGUAUAAAUGUACAGCACAUAACACAUACAAAAUAUAUAUGUCAAGUAUAUUAAUAAUUUAUUUUUAAAUACUCAUGAAAAAGGUGUGUGUUUGUGGUGGGUGGUUUUUAAACUAUAUAUGGUCUUGUAAAUUGAAUUCUCUUAUUUUAAAAAUUAAAGCUGUAACCUAAUUAACAUUAGUAGAAUUAUGAUUGUUAUUGCAAUAAGCAUCAGAUUAGCAAUGAAUUAAACAUAGGUAACAAAGCAAUUACUUAAAAUGCCAGUAAACUGAAAAGUGUAACUUAUACAAAUGCUUUGAACCUAUCAUAGUGAAAAUGUUAAUUUUUGAAUCUUCACCUUGACUUCUGGCUCACGGGGGUGGGCUUUUCACGUGGUGUAUAGGCAACUAUUAAGUGGGAAAAAACAUUGCUGUGAAUAUCACUGUUUAGGCUAACACUAAAAACUGUAACGUUAUAAUAAUUAUUUAUUUGGAGAAUUAAUCUCCUUCAAGGUUAUUUAUUAUUGAUGUUUAUACCAUGAUUGCACUUAGCCUUUUACAUACUAAAAAAUUGACUUGUUUGUUGUAUUGCAUGCUCUUUGUCCCAUGAUGUGUGUGUGCAAUGACAACAGUUUGCUUUUAAAGGUGAUAUAAGCCAGAUUUUUCCCCCAUUUUAUUUAAUGUAACUUACAUUUUCAAUUUUCAUUUAAUAUGCCUAGAGGGCAUGACAGCUCUCUUUGACAGUGGUACCCAGUGAUCUUAAGAAAGCACCAUAACGUCAUAUCUACUCUAUGUACAUUACACAAGAGAAAUGAUUUUAAGGUUUAUUAUAUUAAAAAAAUUUUUUAAAGUUCUAACUAAAUUCUGACUCUUACAUAAGGAGAUGCAUUAUGUAUAUUGUGCUUCCUUAGAGACAUAAAUUUGCUUUUGAUACAUGGGAGCCACCUCAUUCUAAGGGAUAUCCCAUUUACAUGCCUUGGCCUGAGUCUUGUGCCAUGUCCAACUUGGGUCUUAUUUUUAAAUAUUUUCUUUGUCUUAAUAGGCAGUCAACCUUAGAAUUGGUUUUUUGAAGAAAUCACCAAAGUUUCUGAGAAAACAUGUUCAAGUUUAAACUGAAGAAUGGAUCUAAUUUUAUUAUUUGCUUUGUAAGGAAGAAAUCUUUAUUUCAAACCUUCUUUCAUUCUCUUUUCCCAAACUACGUUACAGAUUCUUAAAUGCAAAGUUCAGAUUACUUAGACACUGUUUUCCGGUAUUCUACAGGGUCAUUCUGUUGUAUGGAAGUAGGAAUAUUCUGUU
This is a messenger RNA of Physeter macrocephalus (sperm whale), 3960 nucleotides long. It is a transcript of the gene ZNF365, whose product is annotated as zinc finger protein 365. The transcript is spliced from 5 exons. The coding region runs from base 134 to 1357 and encodes 407 amino acids. The record is from RefSeq and is a predicted model, not a curated record. Gene Ontology annotation, biological process: regulation of DNA strand resection involved in replication fork processing; regulation of double-strand break repair via homologous recombination; regulation of neuron projection development. Lineage: Eukaryota; Metazoa; Chordata; Mammalia; Artiodactyla; Physeteridae.